Molecule: messenger RNA, 1644 nt
Organism: Suillus discolor
Lineage: Eukaryota; Fungi; Basidiomycota; Agaricomycetes; Boletales; Suillaceae
Product: acyl-CoA dehydrogenase NM domain-like protein
Exons: 10
Coding region: 140-1408 (422 amino acids)
Biological process (GO): L-leucine catabolic process
Molecular function (GO): 3-methylbutanoyl-CoA dehydrogenase activity; flavin adenine dinucleotide binding
Source: RefSeq, a predicted model, not a curated record
UGAUAGUAUUAGACACGCGAAAGUAUAAUUAUGUUCGACCCCACGGCUAUGUUCCGCUUCGGACGACCAGCGUUGAUAUACUCAUAAAACCCCUUCACUUCCCAACUUAUUCGUCCUAGAAUCCGAAGCUCUUUUCAGUAUGUUGGCCUUAAAAUCCGGUAGGCUUAUUACAGCACACAAGUUCAACCUACACCGCAACCUCCGACCCAUAAUCACUAGUCAUAGGUCGCGCCAAAUCUCAACGUACAACGUUGAUAUAGCAGGGCUCACAGAAGAGCAAGCUGAGUUCCGCAAUGCAGUAGCCGAGUUUGCCGAACGGGAGCUUGCCCCGCGUGCUGCACAAAUCGACAAGAGCAACAACUUCCCUUCAGACGUCUGGGAGAAACUUGGUGACAUGGGUCUACUUGGUAUCACCGUUUCGUCAAAGUAUGGUGGUUUGGACCUUGGAUACUUCUACCACACUUUGGCAAUGGAAGAGCUUUCCCGUGCUUCUGGCUCUGUUGCACUGUCGUACGGCGCGCAUUCGAACCUCUGUGUGAACCAAAUCCAUCGUCAUGGCACAGAAGCUCAAAAGCAGAAAUACCUCCCUGACUUGAUUGCUGGGAAGAAAGUGGGUAGUUUGGCUAUGAGCGAGCCUGGGAGCGGGAGUGAUGUAGUCAGCAUGAGUUUGAGGGCAGAUAAAAUAGACGGUGGUUGGAAGCUGAAUGGGAACAAGUUCUGGAUUACCAAUGGACCGACAGCAUCAACACUAGUCGUUUACGCCAAGACCGCUCCUGAGAGAGGUUCCAAAGGCAUAACCGCAUUCAUUAUCGAGAACACGUUCGAAGGCUUUUCCACGCAUCAGAAGCUCGAUAAAUUCGGCAUGAGAGGCAGUGAUACUUGCGAACUUGUCUUCGAUAACUGCAAAGUCCCAGAAGAGAACGUCCUUGGCCAGGUUAACAAAGGCGCGGGGGUCUUAAUGUCUGGGCUUGACCUUGAACGUCUUGUCCUGAGUGGCGGUCCCUUGGGUUUGGCGCAAGCUGCAUUCGAUUAUGCAGUAGAAUAUGUCCACGAUCGCAAGCAGUUUGGACAACCUGUGGGAACAUUCCAAUUAAUGCAAGGCAAGAUUGCUGAUAUGUAUACAAGUAUUAAUGCCAGCCGCGCGUAUGUCUAUGCUGUUGCAAGAGCUUGUGACCGUGGUCAGAUCAGUCGUCGAGACUGCGCUGGUGCCAUCCUCUACUCUACCGAGAAAGCUAUAGAGGUCGCACUGGAAGGCAUGCAAUGCCUCGGCGGUAACGGAUACAUCAAUGAUUAUCCUAUGGGUCGCAUUUUACGCGAUUCUAGGUUGUAUGCGGUGGGUGCCGGGACGCAAGAGAUAAGGAGGAUGCUGAUAGGAAGGGAGUUCAAUGAGCAGUUCAAAUCCUCAUGAUACCUCAGUGGUACUCCAGGCUGCUUUCGGACAGUAGUAGACAGUGGUUCAAUCGUCCCUAGCCUGGACAAUACCGUGUUUGAGCAAUCAUGACAGGCGUGCAUAAGAUUUUGAGAUGAGCGAUAUCUCCGAAUCUGACAGCAUUGUAUCACAUUGAAUUUGUAUAUGUUUUAGUUUGUAAUGUGCAAGGUAGGGCCUCACUGAGGCAGAACCUUGAUCAAAGUCGCCGCGGCGGG